Messenger RNA from Physcomitrium patens, 2188 nucleotides. RefSeq lists its product as uncharacterized. The record is from RefSeq and is a predicted model, not a curated record. Lineage: Eukaryota; Viridiplantae; Streptophyta; Bryopsida; Funariales; Funariaceae. Gene Ontology annotation, molecular function: protein binding.
UCUGCCAUCGUCCCGUCCCCUGUUUGAUUCUUCGCCGAUUAAGUUCUCCCGACAGCGGGAGCGUGGAUCAUUCCUUACGUUGCUGUGCUUCACUUCCCCGUGAGUGGCUUCCCAUCGAACCAUCCCGAUUUGGUUGAUUGGAUUGUCCUUCCGCUGAGAGCAGUGGUUGCCGGUUUGGUUCGGAUUCCGAGGUAAGAGGUGCGAGUUUCGGUGGUUGGGUCUGUUUGCGGGGAUCGUCGGCAGCGAUAUCCGGAGUCUGUGUAAUUGCGGAAUAUUGAAGGGCGCGUGUGAAGAGCGUGCAAUCAUGAAGCGCGGAGACCAUUUGCAGCAAGCGGCUGCUCCGCUGAACAACUACCAAUUCGACUUCGGGCUGCCGGGUAUGCCGAAGCCGAGCGGGAGUUUGAAAGAGCAGAGGGCGCAAUCGCAGAGUUCCACAGCGCAAGCAUCCGCAGGUUGGUCCGCCUCUCCGGGAGGGUGGUCGAGCGGGUCUGGGUCAGACGCGGCGUUCAAUUUUCUUGGGGGAGGUAGUGUGGGAGGAGGUAGUGUUGGAGGAGGUCCUAAGCGUGACGGAGGUGGUGACGGUAUUUCUCAGAAGGGGUAUGGUGUGUCGAGUGCAUACGAUUUUUUUGGGCAGUCUAGUCCGGCGGGAAGAGGAGGUGGUGGUGGGUAUUACGGGAGUGCGAGGCCACAAGUCGGCAAUGUGAGCGGGGUGAGUAGCUUCACGAACCAAACAGGGUCGCAGGGGAUUAAGGGAGGAGCGGAUGUGUCCGGGAACGGUUGGGGCCUAUCCACGGCGUCCAAACUAGCGUCCGCAGGAAUUCCUGGGUACAAACCGUCAAGUAAAGAGGAUGUGUUUGGGGACUUGCUGGGUGGUGCGUUAGGUGGCAAGUCGUCGGCUCCGUUGAAGCAGCAGCAGCAGCAGCAGAAUGUGGCAGCAGGGAAUGGAGGCUCCGGAAUGGGCAGGAUGGGGGCAGCAAUGCCAGAGGUGACGAUGGCUCCGGCGCGAGAGACGAAGGGUGCGGCAGCGAAACCGGCACCAUUCUCAUACACUGCGAUGUUCAAGAGCCCGUCAUCGUUCAAGCCGAAGGCUGCGGCGACGCCAAUGGCAGAGGUUCGGGGCGGUGAUCCGUUUGCGGACAUAUCGUUCUCGAAGCCUGAGGGAAUCGCUCCAUCGAGCGACCCGUUUGCUUUUAUGGGCAAGCAGCAAAGCGCCCCUCCUCGUGGGGCUCAUUCUGCGAGCGUCCCCAGGUCGGAUCCAUUCGGCAGCUCUGGAGGAGGGGAGCAGUUGGAUUCACUUUUCGGGAUCGGCUCGUCGAGUUCCGCGUCGAAGGCAGCUCAGGCGCACGAUGGGUGGGGCGAUGUGUUCGGAGCGGCCGCAGAGGUGCAGUCGUUUGAGAACGAGGCCGCGACAACAGAGCUGGAAGGCGUGGGUGGUGCACCAGUAGGGGUGACGGGCAAUUCGGCCUUGGAGAAGGGCACCUGUUUCUACAAGGAAGGGCAGUUCCCGAACGCUAUCAAGUGGUUUUCAUGGGCGGUGGAGGUGCUGGAGAAGGAGAAGGGAAGCAAGGGUGCCAUCGUAGAAGUGCUAACGAAGAGGAUGUCGUGCUUCAAGGAAAUUGGCGAAAUGAAGAAGGCAAUAGCAGACUGCACAAAGGCAUGUGAAUUGGAACCAGGCAGUGUGGAGCUGCUGAUGCAGCGAGCGCACUUGUACGAGAGCUGUGAGAAGAUCAAGCUGGGGAUCGCGGACUUGCGGGAAGUAAUGAAGAUACAACCCGGGCAUCGCGUGGCGUCUCAGACGCUUGCAAGGCUGCAGAAGAUGCUUUGAUGAGGUUGGCACCGCUCAUGUGGAGACUUCGUACAUCUGCGAACAGAACUUCUGGAGCUACCACCCCUCAUCGAGCUCCGCGACUCACAGCUGGGGUUAGAAGAAAAUCGGCAGCACAUUGUGUUGUGAAUUCAGAUUACCGCCGCGGGUAUGAGUAAGUGUAAGUGUAAGUGUAAGUGAAUAGAUACGCUGAUGGCGCACUUGUAUGAGAGCUGGUUUUAGGGGUAGGAAAGCGGGGCGAAUGGAAUCAUGGAGACUGUAAAGUAGUACUGGUUGUUUGUGCUUGUCGCGAACAUGUCAGAUGUGGGAUAUUGGGUGUGGUUGGCGCAACUUGUAAAGCCAUGAAUGCAUUUUUUGGUACCA